AUGUACACCCAGGGAACCUUUACUUGAAUGGCUACACUUCAAACGACAUUGCUUUUCUCAUUUGCACGUGUACAACAGACACAGUGCCUGCAGGUAGGGGCGUCCUAAGAAACAGCAAGACGUCGUUCAAAAAGCUGAAGUCAUGUCUAAACAAGGAAAGGACUCGUAACUUUGGCAGAUUGAUCUGGACAUGCCAGGAAAUACACUGAGAAACAAAAGGCAACAGCAAUCUGCUCUGAAAAACACUGGGAAAACUGCAGGAGUCAUAAGAUAACAAGGGCUGAGAAGGGAUCGGGCUGGAGCAAAAGCAAUCCCGUGUGCUGCCUGCAUACAGCUUCCCUGCUGGGAAGCAGGGGGUGUCCACAUCAGCUGUCUUUUUGCUGAGGCUCCAUCCCACCAAAAUGAUGCGUGUGAAGAGGUUCUAUAGAAAACAGCAGCUGAAUAACAGCAAGAUAACACCCUUCAGCCUGGGUGGUAUUCACCCGAGAGCCAAGAGGGAACUGACACAAUGAAGAGUUCAGCUACCAACUGUGGAGGGUCAUUUUUGUUUCAAAGCUUGGUGGUGUCAGAAAUUUAGGGAAGUCCCAGGUGGAAAUGUGAGGAGCUGCUGGCACCUGACUUGAGCAGACUGGCACGAAGUAUCAUGAGUUACUGGAAACAUGUAUGAACAUAACAUUGUAGGAAAGAGUUCGCGUGGGUUGUGUAUGAGGAAAUGGUGUCUUUCUCUGCUGGAGUUCUCCCAAAGGGUCAGUGAAUUUACGCAGAGGAGAGAACCCGCUGGUAGUACUUUGCAAAGGCAUUCAGCAAGAUCCCUUGGCAGAGGUCUGAAGAAACCCACCUGAGGUUUCUGUGAGAGACCAACAGAUUUUUCACAGCGGUGAACUGUUGAGAAGCCCAGUGAAUGGGCAGUGAAUUAACAGGCAGUGGCUUUGCAGCUUGGGAAGAGAAAGGUUGGUAGAAAACAGGAGCAAGAGAUGCCCCUUCUGGUAUUGUCACCAGGAAGGGACUAGUCAUCCGUGCAGUGGAGUGCAAUUGAAGAUAUCCACCUCCUUAACACCCACAGAAUUAUGUUCUUGUACUGAGACAUCUCACCCCACCUCUAAGCUCACGGGCAGGUCAGAACAAGCGGUGCUGGAAGUCAUACUCGUGGGAUCGAGUGCGAGGUGCGGAGUGUGAGUGGCGAGCAGCUGGGCUGGGUGUCCUGGAGCGCCGGCAGUCCUGAUUCAAGAGCAAGUUUUACAUCUCACUGCCGAGUCCCGGAGCCGCUGCUGCCUUUGCCCACCACCUUGACCAGGAUGGGGCUGUCGGUGGAGGUCUGGCACCACAAGUACUGGCUGCCACCCGGAGCCACCUGGGAAGACAUGAAGGAGUCUGCAGACACACAGUACCCAAAGCCUCAGGACCUCUGGCUCUGUGUCCCCGGUGCCCUGCUCCUGAUCGCUGUCCGAUGCAUCUUUGAAAGAACCAUAGCUCUGCCCCUGAGCAGGAGGCUGGGUUUGUGAGACAAGCAGAGGCCCAAAGCUCAGCCCAGUGCCACACUGGAAGGCUUCUACAAGCUGCUGGGCAGGACCCCAAAGGAGGGGGACCUGAUCUCAGUAGCCAAACAAAGCGGGCUGCCGCUCAGAACAGUGGAGACCUGGUUCCGGCACCGGCGGGCCCAGGACAGUCCCAGACUUACGAAGAGGUUCUGUGAGGCAAGCUGGAGAUUUACAUUCUAUUUCACAUCAUUCUUCUCUGGGGUGGCUCUCAUAUAUGAUAAGCCGUGGGUUUGGGAUCACACUGUGUGCUGGCUGAGAUAUCCACAACAGCCUCUCCUGCCCUCGCUGGGCUGGUUCUAUCUGCUGGAGCUCUCCUUCUACUGCUCACUGGUUGCCACCCUGCCCUUCGAUGUGAAGAGGAAGGACUUCAAGGAACAGAUCAUCCACCACAUUGCCACCAUCACUCUGAUCUUUGUAUCCUACUGUGCCAACCUGAUACGGCUUGGGGUGAUGAUCAUGCUGGUCCACGAUGCCUCUGAUUACCUUUUAGAGCUGGCCAAGGUUCUCCAUUACAUGAAAUGGAAGCGGGUCUGCGAAGCGGUCUUUAUUGUUUUCGCUGUGGUGUUCAUCAGCUCCCGGCUUGUCAUUUUCCCACUAAUCACAUACUAUUAUUAUGUGACAAAAUUUGAGAUGUUCUUCCUAAGCUACCUGAUAAAUGCUUUCCUGAUGAUCCUGCAGCUGUUGCACAUUUUCUGGUCCUAUCUAAUCCUCCGGAUGACCUUUGGUAUCAUCCUCUAUGGUGCGAAAAAAAAAGAUGCAAGAAGUGACACUGAGGAAAGCGACGGGAGCGAAGCAGAGGAUGUGGCAAAGAACGAGUAGUGCGAGUUCGUCACCAAACACCAAAAGCCAGACAGAGUCUUAAAAGUACAAAGGCUGAAUAGGACCUGGAGGAAGAGGCCAGACAGGUUCAUAGACCCCUCCACAGUGGUGCACCCAAAGCACCAUCUAGCACCUACGUUGGCUGCUCCGAAAGUAAUGCCUCCUACUUACUUCCAUGGAAACUACAACAGAUACAAAGAGCACAGUAACACUAUUUGAUAGAGCAAAUUCUCUGCAACAAAACAUUAUUUCUCCACAGUCACCACCAUUAGCUGUGCAUUUUCACCAGUGAUGAACAAGAGCUGCGUGCUGCACUCGAACAAGUAUGUACCAGCGUAGGUGACCUACUGACCCACUGCUGAAAUGCACCACCCUCCCCUCACUGUGCUGCAUGCAUUGGAUGAUCUCCAUAAAUGUUCAGCAAGCAUUAAUGAAUGCCAGUGGGUGCCACUUGUUUUGCAUGGAGGAAUUCAGUGAUGCCCCUUUGCUUCAUCCGCACUCCCAUGUCAGAGCCAUCCUGUCAGACUCUGUCCCUCUGCUGCCAUCUCUCACACAGCAACAAAAUGUAAUGGGAUACUGGCGGGAAAGUUCAACCUCUACUGCCAUCCCACCAACAUCCACCUCUGAUGUUGUGGGUCGACAUCAUGAAAUAGGAGGCACUAGUUUUGGAGCAGACCUCUUAGAUUUCCUCAUAUGGUUUCCCAGCAAUAAGUAAUUUUAGGAAAUGUCUUCUUCACUUCCUCUAUUGGAAGCAUUGCUUUACUACUAUUCUGUGGUCACUUAUCCAGGAACAAUGAUCUACCAGUCAAAGUCUUACUGGAAACUGUUGAACAUUUAACCAACUUGUAAUUUCGGAUGACACCAACAGCUGUUGUUUGCCACCUUUCAGCAGCUGCAUGGGAAAAACUCUUGCUUUAACCUCCAAAUAAGUUUUCAGUUUUGUAGUCAAAAAUGGCCAGGCUUUGGGGCAGGGAUGGACUGCUCCCACAGACAAGGCCCGGCCAGCCGAUGCACGCUGUGUUUGCUGCAGGAAUGGAGAUCGUGUCUAAAAGGUUUUGUUUAACUGAACAGAUACCUGGGAAUGAGGCUCCUGAAAUGGAAAGCAACUGGAACUCUUCUAAAUGCACGCUUUUCUGCCAGAGAUUAUAUGUUAGUCUGAGUGGAAACUUUCCAUAGGGGUGUACUAAUUCUGUUGGAAUAUUAUACGGAUUUUCUCUAUUUUGGAUAACCAUUCACUUUGGAGCGUAUGUUCUCUGAUGUCGUAGAGUUUACGAAAUAACAUAAGAUUUAAAGUUUAUAUAAGAAUGAGUUACUCCUGAACCAAAGAGUGGUUUACCUCGAUUUCUCAUGAUUCAGAACAACAUUUCCUUUUUCUUUCCUUUUUUUGAGUAUCAGCAAUCUCAGUUCAUGUAUCAGUCAGAAAGUCUUGUUAGAGACUUGCCACAGAUCUGCUUCAGAGGGCAGAUAAAUCUAUACAUACGUUGUCUACAAAGAAUAACUAGAAACCUACAAAUGCUGUCUUUAAAGCUGUUUUCUAUCUGGGUUUUGGAUAUGUUUCCAUGGCAUCUGACAUUUUUUACAUGUUAGGAAAAAUGAAACUGCAAAGAGGCGAAAUUUCAAUGUUGCUGCAUCACAUCAAAGAAAGGAGUCUUCAGUGAAAGGUACAUGCAUGUCCCUCUCCUUGAACCCCAAUUCAGCCACUGCGAUGGGAAUUGCAUUUUUAUGUUGGAGCUGCAGAGCAGUGAACCCAAAGGGGACUAAGGAGAGGGAAGCAGGAUCUGAGCACCCCAGUUGGUGAGUGCUUAUCAUCACAUUCCCAAAUACACAAACCCAGAGUAGCU
Numida meleagris (helmeted guineafowl) is the source of this 4198-nucleotide messenger RNA. Its product is annotated as ceramide synthase 4-like. Gene Ontology annotation, cellular component: membrane. Gene Ontology annotation, biological process: ceramide biosynthetic process. NCBI's taxonomy places the organism in Eukaryota, Metazoa, Chordata, Aves, Galliformes, Numididae. Gene Ontology annotation, molecular function: sphingosine N-acyltransferase activity; DNA binding. The transcript is spliced from 10 exons. The record is from RefSeq and is a predicted model, not a curated record.